Messenger RNA from Cornus florida, 3265 nucleotides. Its product is annotated as auxin response factor 1. The coding region runs from base 728 to 2758 and encodes 676 amino acids. Gene Ontology annotation, cellular component: nucleus. Gene Ontology annotation, biological process: regulation of DNA-templated transcription; response to hormone. The transcript is spliced from 15 exons. The record is from RefSeq and is a predicted model, not a curated record. Gene Ontology annotation, molecular function: protein binding; DNA binding. Lineage: Eukaryota; Viridiplantae; Streptophyta; Magnoliopsida; Cornales; Cornaceae.
UGUAAGAAAGUUUAGAGAGAGAAACAGAACGGGAAAAAGAGGCAUUUGGAGACAGACACCCUAAUCACAUAGUAAGUACAUAAAUAGAAACAAGAGAGAGAUUGGGACUAGAGAGAGAAAGAGAAGACUCGAAUUAACAAGUAUAUACCUGUUCACAGGGGUCGUGUCGGCUCUUACCAGGCAAAGACCACCGAUCUAUCGAUCUCAUCAAUCUCUACCAUUUUCGAAACCCUAGUCAUCGUUAUCGAUCCAGCUCCCUUUUGUGUACAGGUUGGACAACAAUCUGUGAAGGGAAGCGAAUUCAAUUGGCGAUUUUUUUCUAGCCGAAUCAUUGUGAACUCUUAGAUAGUUUUUCCCGAAUUUUAAGCUUAAAGGAGGUUUGGAGCAUAUAAUCCAGCUCCUGAGAGGUUCAUGCUUUUUGGGUGAUCUGUGUCUUCAUCCAUCAACUUAAAGCCCCAAAACGGGCCGACUUUUUUGCUGUAUUUAAGGCCACAAAGCAGAGAGUAACCGACAUAUUCAAAAUUAUUAAGGGCUUUUAUCAGCCAUCUUGGGAGCCAUCUACUGCAAUAAUUGUCUUCCCAGAUAUAUCUGAAAAUUCUAUCAGUUGGGUCAGUCUCUGUGUUCAACACAAUUACAGUCUACAAUACGGAGGAAGAAUUUUCCUUAAUUUUGGGGAUCUUAUCAUCUGCUAAUUGAGUACCCUGAGGAACCUCAGUGCGGUCUUGGCAUGGCUACCAUUGCUGCAAAUCAUUUCUCUGGAGGGCCUCGAUCAGGAGUGUCAAGUGAUGCUUUAUACAAAGAACUGUGGCAUGCUUGUGCUGGACCCCUUGUCACUGUCCCUCGGGAAGGGGAACGCGUUUACUACUUUCCAGAAGGUCACAUGGAACAGCUUGAAGCAUCGACUCAUCAAGGAUUAGACCAACAUCAUCCUUCAUUCAACCUACCGGCGAAAAUACUUUGCAAAGUUGUGCAUGUUCAGCUUCGGGCUGAACAAGAAACAGAUGAAGUUUAUGCCCAGAUAACCCUGCUACCUGAAACAGACCAAGGUGAAGUCACCAGCCUGGAUCCUCCUCUCCCAGAUCCUCCAAGGUGCAAUGUGCAUUCAUUUUGCAAGACACUUACUGCUUCCGACACAAGUACCCAUGGUGGAUUUUCUGUUCUGCGGAGGCAUGCCGAUGAUUGCUUGCCUCCUCUGGACAUGUCCCAGCAGCCACCCUGGCAGGAAUUGGUUACAACUGAUCUUCAUGGAAAUGAAUGGCAUUUUCGUCACAUUUUUCGAGGGCAACCCAGGCGCCACUUACUUACAACCGGGUGGAGUGUUUUUGUUAGCGCCAAAAAAUUAGUUGCUGGCGAUGCUUUCAUUUUCCUCAGGGGUGAAAAUGGAGAGCUGCGUGUUGGAGUCAGGAGGCUAAUGAGACAACUAAACAAUAUGCCAUCUUCGGUUAUAUCCAGUGACAGUAUGCAUAUAGGAGUUCUUGCUACUGCAUCUCAUGCCAUUUCAACUGGAACCCUGUUUUCUGUUUUCUAUAAACCAAGAACAAGUAGGUCUGAAUUUAUCGUGAGUGUGAACAAGUACCUUGAAGCUCGGAGCCAGAAGCUUCCUGUUGGGAUGAGGUUUAAGAUGAGGUUUGAGGGGGAGGAAGUCCCUGAAAGAAGGUUCAGUGGAACCAUUGUUGGCGUUGGAGAAAGUAAAUCGUCGAGAUGGCCUGAUUCUGAAUGGAGAUCCUUAAAGGUUCAGUGGGAUGAACCUUCAUCAAUUCCUCGUCCAGAAAGAGUUUCACCAUGGGAGUUAGAGCCGCUUAUGGCAACAACUCCUUCAAACUCCCAACCUCUGCAAAGGAACAAGCGGCCACGACAACCAGUUUUACCUUCUCCAGUGUCAGAUCUUUCUGCACUUGGCAUGUGGAAAACCCAACCUGAGUCUCCCUCAGCUUUCUCAUUUUGUGAUCCACAACGUGGGCGAGACCAUUAUCCAUCACCUAAAUUCUCUGGUACAAAGGUCAACUCUCUCAGCCACUGUGAGAAUAGUUCCUUGACCCCUGUUCCGAGCAAGUCAACGUAUAAGUCUAACCAGGAGGAUAACAUAACCGAUUCUUUUGUACCAUUUGUUAACAAAGAAUCCAGUGAAAGACGACAGGGCACUAGCAAUAGCUGCAGGCUAUUUGGGAUUGAACUACUCAACUCUGCUGUGGACGAAACUUUGCCAAUGAUUACAGUUUCUGGUUCAGAGGGUGAGGAUCAGCCAGUUCCAUCCGUGGAUACUGAAUCUGACAGGCAUUCUGAACAUUCAAAUAUUAAUCGACCUGAUGUUCCUUCAGUAAGUUGUGAGCCUGAGAAAUCAUGCCUGAGAUGUCCCCAAGAGUCGCAAAGUAGGCAGAUUCGUAGCUGCACUAAGGUUCACAUGCAAGGGGUUGCUGUUGGGAGGGCUGUAGAUCUGACACGCUUUGAUCGGUAUGAAGAUUUGCUAAAGAGAUUGGAGGAGAUGUUUGAAAUUGAAGGAGAACUUUGUGGAUCAGCAAAAAAAUGGCAAGUCGUCUACACUGAUGAUGAGGAUGACAUGAUGAUGGUUGGGGAUGAUCCAUGGCAUGAGUUCUGCAGCAUGGUGAGGAAGAUUUUCGUCUAUACAACUGAGGAAGUGAAGAAUUUGUCAUCCCAGAUAAAACAUCCUGUUAAUGAUGAGGUCAAACAAUGCAAGUCAGCUCCCAAUGCUGCAGUCAGCACUGAAGAACAGUCAUCAAACAUGGCUUCUGGUCACUGAUGUGUCCAUGCCCUUUGUUAUCCUACUCGAGGAAAGGAGCAACUAGGGCACAUAUAUAGUGAAGGUGUGAGAGAGAAAUGAGAUCUAUAAUCACUUUGCACUUUUGUUUUUAGCAGGAAGUGAUGCUAUCCAUGGCAUUUUGGUCAUAUGCUGUGAUGGCCAGUUCGGUAACUCGGCAUGGGGUGGGUGACGAGGAUGCUGGUAACACGAAAGGGUUGCUUUUAGAGAUUAGGUUUCGGUAGCAUUAUAUUUUUAUUUGUUUUGUUUUGUGAAGGAAAUCUAAUGCUUGCUUGUUUGGACUUUCAGAAUGGGUGAAAAAGUGCUGGCCUUCUCCAGCUCUUCAUUAAGAACACAGGAGCUGGAGUAAAUUAUCCUUCAUUUUGCUUGUUAUUUUUCAUUUUCUUUCGAGUUCGCUAAUACGUACAUGACUGUGUAUACAGUCUUGUAUUCUGUAUAUAUAUAUAUAAGGCUUCCAAUAUCCUUUGGUUCCAAAAUUUUUCUUUUUGC